AUGGAGAACAUCUCCAGGAAGCUGCUGGCUGGAAGGCCCUACCAAGUUGGUCCAAUCGCCAGUAGUACACCUACAAAUGUCUUUGGUGCUGGGAUCCCUGACUCGUCAGCUGUGAUUCUCAGUAAUGAUGACUUGACGUCGUUUGAGGCUCUCCAGAUUUCUUUACCAGAUGAGGAUGAUAAUUUAUGCACCAGCCUUCCGGUUGGUGGUCCCCUCAUCAAGCAUGUCUUAACCCUUCCAGACCGGAUUCUCUUUAGUACGAUCAGCGGUUUGUACGAGGCGUUCGGACAGUACCAAGAUACGACCAUGCCUGCGGGGAUGCUAAGGAACACUCCAGCUCGAUGCUAUGAAUGGAUGAUGGCCCCUACUCAGAGCAGAACGGCUGAAGUGUACAUACUAGCUCUAGCAAAAUCUGACGACAAACAAAAAGUCUUCGCUGCUCGCGUCCAGUCAGGCAUGAUGUUAGAUUUUCAGGAACUACUGGAUGACAGUGGAGGAGGCGUUUGUAGUGUUUUAAAUCAAACAGAGAGUACUUCUUGUGAGAUUGUUAGCGGCACUGUCAGUGGGACAAAAGAUCAAGAGUUCUUGCUACUUCUGAAAGGAGAUUCAAGCUACUACAUUGUGACGUAUAAUGGUGGCACCCCUUCACGUCAAUGGACUGUUCUGAGAAAUUUCUCCGGUAGCCAAUUAGCAAAUGAAGGUCCCCCCUGGUUUGAAUGUUUAUCGUAA
Asterias rubens (European starfish) is the source of this 729-nucleotide messenger RNA. RefSeq lists its product as uncharacterized. Gene Ontology annotation, cellular component: CatSper complex; motile cilium; sperm principal piece. The record is from RefSeq and is a predicted model, not a curated record. The transcript is spliced from 6 exons. NCBI's taxonomy places the organism in Eukaryota, Metazoa, Echinodermata, Asteroidea, Forcipulatida, Asteriidae. The coding region runs from base 1 to 729 and encodes 242 amino acids.